GCCAACUGAGCUGCCGUAGUGCGUCACAUAUUGACUAGGUUUGCUAGUUGAUGCUACCGAAAACCUAAACACAUUUAGAAAGUCAAAGUAAAAAACGAACACUUAUUGAGAGAAGCGUGCUGUUGUUGUCGGUACUGUUUACUUUUCUUUGACAUGCCUUAAUAUCUCAAUGCAUUGUUGGAUAAAACACAACUGUUAAUGUUUUAUUUAUUCUGACAAGCUAAUGUAGCUAGCCUGUUUGCUAGCUUGGAAGAGUUGACAUCUCACUGUUGGCUUCGGGUUAGCUAGCUAACACAGUCAACAUAGGAGCAAAAAUAAAGAGAGCUCCAGAUGCGGCUAAAGGACCCCUUCUCUUUAAAAGCCGCCGAAAUGACUAAGCGGACUAAUAAACCCAGGAAACCUCGAGAUGAGGAGUCAUCAGAUGAAGUCAGUGGGUUGACUUGUCAGCAUGUGAGUAAGGCAGUGGACCUGAGCUCAGUGAAGAAAUCAGUGCUCUCCAGCGUGUGGUUGGUGUGCUCUGAGUGCCUAAAGGAGAGGACCAUGAUCAAUGGAGAGCCGGCAGCAUCCCAUGACAUCCUGGUGUGCUUAAAGUGUGGCUUUCAGGGCUGUAACCGGUCAGGGAUCCAGCAUGCUGUCAAGCACCACCAAGCUUUCCAUCCAGAGUCUCACUGCAUCACCAUCAGCUUGAGCACCUGGAAGGCCUGGUGUUUUGAAUGUAAUGAGGAGCUUUCCACUCACUGCAACAAGAAGGCUUUGGCUCAGACCCUGGACUUUUUACAAAAGCACUCUGUCAAGGCAACAUCAGGAGCAUCACCCAAGAUCAUCAAGCUGCAAGAGGAACCAUCAGAUUACACUGACUCGCCUAAGGGCAAGAGCCCAGCCAUCAACAGCACCUUGGUCCCUGUCAAAGGCAUAAAUAACCUUGGUAACACCUGCUUCUUCAAUGCUGUUAUGCAGAACCUGUCUCAGACACACAUGCUCAUCGACCUCAUCCAGGAAGUGAAGGACAAAGGCUACAAACUGAGGAUCAGCCCCACUAUCGAUACCAGUGUGAGUCCAUUGACAGUAACGCUGCCCAGUCCAGAGCCCCUGACUGCGGCCAUGUUUCUCUUCCUCCAGAGCAUGAAAGAACCAGGGAAAGGACCGGUCAAUCCCAAGAUCCUCUUUAACCAGCUCUGCCAGAAGGCUCCACGCUUCAAGGGCUACCAACAGCAAGACAGCCAGGAGCUUCUGCACUACCUGCUGGACUCCAUACGAGUAGAGGAAACUAAAAGAGUGAAAGCGGGAAUUCUGAAGGCUUUCAACAAUCCCACAGAAAAGACAGCGGAUGAGGAGACCAAACGUCAAGUCAAAGCAUAUGGAAAGGAAGGUGUGAAGAUGAACUUCGUUGACCGCAUUUUUGUAGGCGAGCUGACCAACACAAUUAUGUGUGAAGAGUGUGAGCAUAUCUCCACAGUGAAGGAGGCUUUCAUAGACAUAUCUUUACCCAUCAUAGAGGAGAGGAUAUCAAAGCCAUCCAACCCUGGUAAGCUGGGUAAGGGCAACCGGGAGCAAGACACCCACGUGACUCACAAUGAGCAGGUUCUUUACGCAGCGCACUCGGUCAACAGAAACACUAAGAAGCUGAGCGGACAGAAGCAGCAGAGCAGGAGGUCUUCGAGCUCUGUGGAGGAGAAGGGAGCAGGCUGCAGCGCGGAGCGGCCAGAGGAGGAGGGGGUAGAUGGUGGAUCAGCCCGUGGUGUCUCUGUCUGCAAGAUGGCUGCUGCUGGCAGCCUAUCAGACGGCAGUGAGAGAGACUCAGGUGCUCAGGACAGCAGUAAUGACGCCGACAGUGAGGCCUCUGAAAGUGAGUGGGCCCCACGCACCUCCCCCUCCAGCCACAGCCACGGGCACAUGUCCACCCCAUCGUCCACCCUCACUCCAUCCCCUGCGCCCAUCUCUGCCUCCUCCCCCUCGGCAUCGUCCUCCAAGAGGCAAGGUGGCGCCGUAGAGCAGCUAGUUACUGCAGUGUCUAAAGUUAACCUUGGGUUUACUUCUGGGGACUGCCCUCCUUCGACACACUGUUCUCCAGAGGAGCAGGGAGAAACGCAGUCCCGAGAUAACCUCCACCAUCAACACCACCAGGGGGCCUUCCAGGCGCUGUCCCACAGUUACACACCCACUUCCAAGGAGUGCUCCAUCCAGUCCUGCCUCCACCAGUUCACCUCUGUAGAACUGCUGAUGGGCAACAACAAGCUACUGUGCGAGAGCUGCACUGAACGCAGACAUAAACAGCUGCUCAAGAGCAGCUCAGCCGACAAGAAGGUGGAGAAGAUUUACACCAGUGCUAGGAAGCAAAUGCUGAUAUCCUUGCUGCCUCCUGUCAUCACAUUGCAUCUGAAACGCUUCCAUCAGGCAGGGAUGAACUUACGAAAAGUGAACCGCCAUGUUGACUUUCCCCUGAUCUUGGAUCUGGCUCCAUUCUGCUCGGCAUCCUGCAAGAACCUGGCAGCUGGUGAGCGUGUCCUCUACAACCUGUAUGGGAUUGUCGAACAUAGUGGCUCAAUGCGGGGGGGCCACUACACUGCAUAUGUAAAAGUGCGUGCUCCCCAGAGGAAAAAAGAACAGCACCACAGGAACCUGUCAGGUGCCAGGGAUGCCGGCAGCAGCUUCCAGGGCCAGUGGGUGUACAUCAGUGAUACCACUGUUCAGAUGGUACCAGAGUCAAGGGUACUCAACUCUCAGGCAUACCUGCUCUUCUACGAGGAGCUGCUGUAAUGUGUCUAGCAGACAUAUUUUUUUCUCUAGAUCUCCGUUUUGCUUCCUAUUGUUUUUGAUACAUGCCUGUACUACUCCUCAUGCUCUAUCUGUUACUAAGUGGGGGGAAGAAAAGGGAAAGACUUCCCUGUACGCUCACUUUUCUUACUAGAGGAAUAACUAUCGUUUGCAUACAAAUUCUCAAAUAAAAUUGGCACCUCUGAAUAUCUUAGAUAUAAAAGAUGAACAUCAGAUGUUAAAGUUAUUAUUUUCUGAUAAUUCAUGUUUUAAAAAUCCUACCCUUUAAGAAGAGUUCGGGAGAAAAUAGUGUAACUGAACCUGAGCUGUUUUAAGUUUAAUGUCUGUCACGAUGACAUGCCUGAGGUAUCUGCAUGAAGGAGUUUUCUACAGUAACUACAGGAAGUAAGCAGAGUUAUUGCAUGCUAAACUGCGCUCAGCACUGACAAGUUGAUGUCAAGUGUGUAUGUAUGUACACAUACACACAUGUAUGAGUGAGUGAAUGAGUGAGUGACAGGAGAAUGUAGAUUUUAGGUGCUAUGUGUAUCAUUUUCACAUCGUAAAAGCAUUACCACAAUAAAAUGAGUUAGUAUUAUAGUCAGUGUAAUUAACGUAAACCCUCAUGAAGAUUGGCUCCUCUGUCUGCAUUCUACACAGAAUAUUUUUCAUUGUGUGGCACUGGCUCAGAUUUGUUCCGAUGUGUGCUUGAUUGUUUCUGGCAAUGGCAGAUUAUAGAUGGUAAGAAAUGCCAAGAGAAAAAUGAAUUCAGACAUGUUUGUUCUUUUCAGUAAAGAGAUUGAUGCAUGAGGACAAGUAGCAAUAUCAUUCGUGACAGAGUUUAUGGGAAAUAUGGGCGUUCAUUUGAGAAACUCAAGCACUAAUAAUACAGCAGUGCACCAAUGGUGUUAAAUAGUGGCUGGUAAUUGCCUCAGCCUUUGCCCUCUUUAUUUAUGUUACUGAUGAUAACCAAGCUAUCUCAGCUAAUUGUAGUUUACAUUGACAUAGUGGUUUAAAUUGUUACACAUAGCACCUUUAAAGAACAGCACAACAGUUAUGUUACAGCCUCCUUUGAACAUAUUUUUAUUUUAUUUUUUACAUCAGAAUGUAAAAAUGUAAGACUAUCAGUGAAUUACAUUUGCCAAAGACAAGUUUUGCAACUGCAAGUCAGAGCAGAAAAUCCCAACCAAACACACGAGGAGUUUACUUACAGUUUCUUUAACAUUUGUUCUUUCAAGGCCGUCAGUAUGGUUCUCGAGUGUUGUUGCACAAACAAACCUACUCGAUGUUUAUCAGACUAACAAAGCACCAUGUCUGCCUUUUGUUGUAUUUCAGCUCUACUGCAACUGUGUAGGCGCACUCACAAACCCAUUAAGAUGUUCAACAAAAAGUCAGCGCUGUGAAUAUCCCUUAUACGAUCAGUAAGGUUGACCAAAACAGUACUAUAACAAAGAAGCAAACUCGAGGCUUUAAGCCGGACUAGAAGAAAACCGUCUUUGCUGUAAUGUGCAUGGGUUAAUGUUCCAAUGAAUGUAUUGCCUAUUCUUGAAAUGUCUGUCAAAUGAGCUGUUCAUCUUUUUCUAUGAAAAUAUUUUAGAUGAAAACAUUGUUCUUGGUUGUUGGGCCAUUUGCCACAACAGUAGAAGGGAAAGGGUUGGACAAGUGCAUCAGAAUCUAGAGGUUGAUUAUUUUUAUUUUCAAACGAGGACAAAUUCAGUGCUUAUGCUUCAGGUUUAGGAAACCGGUGCAUGGUGAAAUGAAAAAAAAACAUAUGCAUAGUCAAAUGCAAAGAGGGAUAUUUGUGACAGACCGUAUUUAUGUACAGUAGAAGUUACUGUAAGGAAAAAUAAUGAGUAUAUGUAAUUGUACAUACUAGAAACAACACAAAAUCAUGGUGCUUAAGGCGUGCAGGGUUUAAUGUUCAAGACGGCUUUUUGUUUCCAGAAAAUCAUUUAAUUUCAUUUAUAAAAAAAAGAGAAAACAUUGAAAUGAGUAUACCUACAAACUGUAUCAAAAUAAAACUAAUUUAUGAACUGAA
This is a messenger RNA of Perca fluviatilis (European perch), 4789 nucleotides long. It is a transcript of the gene usp45, whose product is annotated as ubiquitin specific peptidase 45. The record is from RefSeq and is a predicted model, not a curated record. Gene Ontology annotation, biological process: protein deubiquitination. The coding region runs from base 331 to 2757 and encodes 808 amino acids. NCBI's taxonomy places the organism in Eukaryota, Metazoa, Chordata, Actinopteri, Perciformes, Percidae. The transcript has 18 exons. Gene Ontology annotation, molecular function: cysteine-type deubiquitinase activity; zinc ion binding.